CUCUCUCUGUCCUUACUCUGUCUUUUCUUUCUCCUCUUCCACUGUCUUUCUGUCUUUUUCUUUCUCUAAGCGUCCCCACUGCAGCCCAGGAGCUAUCCAGUGCUGAACGUGUUUUCAUUUUUUUCCCCCUGUUUUUUUUUUCUCCACGAAUGGGAGAGAGAGGGAGUGUAUGCAUGUGCGUGUGGUCUGUACAGUAGAGCACACACACAGCAUCGCAUUCGCCCAUCGUCUCUCUUCCUGCCUGCUCUCCAUUUUCUUUAUCUUCAUCCCAUUCUUUUAGUCCUUUUCUUUUAUCUUGGGUGCUUUUUUCUUUAAGUUGAACAGAUACACGGAUAUACGAUUCAGCCUUUGCUGCUGCACUGUUUUUAUUUGCUCCAGGAGUCUUUUUUCCCCCCCAAUUUUUUUUCCGUCUUUGACGUCCAUGCGUAGUGCUUCUCCUGUGUGUGAAUCAUGCCCCGCUCCUUUCUGGUGAAGAAGAUCAAGCUGGAUGAUUUCUCCUCAUCUCCUGUGGUGGCAUCUAACCAUCAUCAUCAUCAUCAUCACCAUCACCUGGAUGAGUCCUUCACUUUCACGCGCUCUAUCACGGACUCUGUAACCAGUUUGGGCAUCCGGUUGAGUGAGAAUGGCUACAUCCAGGACUACAUCAGUCCAUCAGCCUAUCAGGGUGAGAAGAAGCUUAGCUCGCCUGUGUCUGACCCACUCUAUGCUCCGGUAAACAGUGGAGGAGAGGAGUACUGUGAGCCAGACUUGGAACAUCCGGACAGCCCUCAGUCCGGUCUGACGGCCCGCGGCUACUACAGUGGUGAGUCCGAAAGCCAGAGUGAUGGCUACACGGCAGACGGCUUCUUCAUCUCAGAUGGUCGUUCGCGCAGGCGAGGCGAGGCCAAGGAAGCACGCAAAGGUAGUGUGGAAGCAAAGGAAUCGGGAGCAAGACACACAUGCAACGAGUGUGGCAAAACAUACGCCACAUCCUCCAACCUGAGCCGCCACAAGCAGACGCAUCGCAGCCUGGACAGCAAGAUGGCGCGUAAAUGUCCGACAUGUGGGAAGGUGUAUGUGUCCAUGCCAGCGUUGGCUAUGCACGUGCUCACGCAUGACCUCAAGCACAAGUGCAACGUGUGCAGCAAGGCGUUCAGCCGCCCUUGGCUGCUACAGGGUCACAUGCGCUCACACACUGGCGAGAAGCCAUUUGCAUGUGCCCACUGUGGCAAAGCCUUCGCCGAUCGCUCCAACCUGCGCGCCCACAUGCAGACACACUCUGCCUUCAAGCACUACCGCUGCAAGCGCUGUCACAAGACCUUUGCGCUCAAGUCGUACCUGAAUAAGCACUAUGAGUCGGCCUGCUUCAAGGGCUCUGGAGAUGAAGAUGAGUCCGGCUCUGAGAACUGAGCACCACACAGCGAGAAAAUGGAUGAGAAAGAAAAAAAAUUACAUUUAAUUAAUCCUUAACUAAGCCCUUGUACACACAUACACAUACACACACCCACACACACACACACAAACAAAUGCGCCUUUUUCCUUCCUUUUUUAGAAAGCAAUAUUUUCGCUGAGAUCACUUUGGAGAAGAAAAAGAAAAAAACAAUAAUGAGGAGACAAUAAUGAACCAAUGCUGGAUUUUUCUUCACUCUUAUGGCUAAAUGUCCACAGAUACACAACAACAUACUCCAAGACUCUCUUUCUUGCGCUCUUAUACACAAACACACACACACACAUGCACGCACACACACACACACACACACACACACACACACACACACACACACACACACACACACACACACACACACACACACACACACACACACACACACUUAUUAUGAGGCCUGGCAUGUGAAUUUUUAUCAAUGACUAUAAUAAUAAUAAUAAUCAUAAAUAAUAAUAAUAAUCAUAAUAAUAACAAUGUUAGUAAUAAUAUUUAGAAUCCUGAUAUUUUAUAGCAAAUCAUAUGAAAACAAAACAAAAAAAGAAAAACAGAAAAGGACAACAGUGUUCCUUCUUUUUUUAGAAACAAACAAAAAAUGACCUCAUGUAUUUUUAUGCUGCUUUUUUGUUUUGCUAAGAGCUGAAUUCUUUUGCAACUGCCAACUUUUAUGACAAUGUCAAUAAUGACAGUAUUUGCAAAAAAAGGCCACUAAAAAGUUGAAAACUUUUUUCCGCCAGUCUUUAGUAAUUUUAAUCCAACAGGUGUUAUUUUUCUAUUUACAGUCCCAACCUCCAGCAUUUUAUUUAUUGUCUUUGGUUGUGCCAAUCAACCCAAUAUUUCAUCGAAGAGUGAUCUUUUGGGAAUGUGAGUGUUUUGUGGACUCUUCAGAAUAACAGUGUUUUUCCUCACCAUUUGCAGAUAUCAAGGACUAAACAAGGAAGGUGUAACUUAAAGACACUUCCGGUUUAAAACCUGUUGCUUUCAGUCCUGUUUAACAGGAUGCAAUAUCUCAGUAUUUGAAUCAAUCUCACAGUUCACGCUGACUCUAAUGAUGACAUUUAGAAGCAAUCUCAACCCACAAUGCAGGUCUUCCUCUGCCACUUUGGCUCAAACUGACUCUUCAAGUGUUCCCUCUUCCUGGAAAUACUCCUUUCUCUCCCCCCAGUCUAGCUAUUACCUCACUAAGAGGCAGGUACGACCUCUGACCCGUCCAUCCCAGACUCACUGUCCAUCAUUCACCUCUGUCAAAACAGUGACCUCAUUUCUUACCACAUCAGUAUUCUUUUAUUUAUGUAUUUAUUCAUAUACUAUUUAUUCGUUUAUUUAAUUAUUUAUUUUUUCUUAUUUAUUGGUGUUAUUUAUUUAAUUUAUUCAUCUGUGUAUUUGGAAUACUAAAUACCACCACUGACCUUGUAAGAUGCUGCUCUUGAAAGAAAAAUGUUUAUAUGCAUGAUGAAACUGUAGGAAAGAAAAAGUCCAAGUGACUUCUAGCAUUUUUUUGUCUUUCUUUUGUCUUUCUUUGUCUUUUUUUUUUUUUUAAGAGGAACAAUGUACAUGUUUGAGAAGUUUGGAAUGAUACUUUGUUUCACAGGCAAUAAUUCUUCCUUGGCACGGCAAUGGACUUGUAUAAUCAUAGCUGUCCUGUCUGCAGACCACUUAGGGCAAUAAAUGAACGAGCCUGAACACAAACCACAAAGUCAUCCUCCAUCUCGUUGUUGUCAUUUUUAUUUGGGAUAAAUUAGCAUCGGGUUGGGAAAAUCAUCCCUCAGUGAUGCCUGGGCACACAUUGCUCCCUGAUUGAAGCACCAACUUCAUUUAUAUCCAUAAACAUUAUUCAUUUCAUCUCCAGUGUAAAAUAAAUCACAAUUAAAUGAGCAGUUUUCAUUUUUAAGCCUGUAGUGACUAGUAGUGCUCUUUAAGGUAAUUUAUUUUUUCCCAGGUUUAUCAUCCAUUGUAGCCAGGAAUUUCACCUAAUUAACCAACAGAAUGAAAUAACACUUGCUAUUCAGUCAAAUGAAUUGAUUACUCUUUAGCAUGUCAUGUCAACACUAUAUAGAGUAGGAUGAUACAAGACAUGAUGACGAUUAAAAAUUUCCCUUUUACAAAAAUACCGAACAGUAACAAACCUGACCGAAUGUUAUUGUGACAUCAGCUACCAUCUAAUAUAACCACUGAUUAUUGGUUAAGGCUUUAAUUAAGAUAAUAAAUCUGGUUGUAUUGUUUUAUAGUUUCCCUUCAUAACUUUUAGGUAGCACUACAGAUUCUGAACCGUUGAGACGCAUCCAAUCCAAUUGUUUUUAAACAUUAUGAUUUCAGUCUCUACUUUUUUAAACAUGCUAAGAUGUUGAGCUAACCAAUGAUUCUACUGCAGUAUUUAUUCAAGUACUGAAAUAUUUUGCCUGGUCCAAUACUGCGUUUUGGUUGUAAACGCAUCACUGCCUUUCCUUAUAGAAAACCUAUUUUUGUGAAUUUUUUACACAUUGUUUGUAGGCACAUCUAACGUCAUGUGGACUUUUUACAUAACAUAAUGGAUCAUAUAGUUUUAAUUUUCCACAUAUUAUUAAUUAAAUUUGUCCCACGUUAGUCAUAUGUUUCGAUUUGUCAUGUGAUGACAUAGUCACAUAAUCACAUGUAAAAGGUACAUAGUUUUCUUCUUACUAAAAGAUAAGUGAAACUUUAUUCCAACUAAUUUGUGAAUCCUUACAGACGUAGUUAGAUAAAGUCUAUCAAUGCGUCAACAUUAUUAGAUUUAAUGAUCCUAAUCCUAGCACUAAAAACAGUGCUGCCACAACAGCAUUUAAUAUCUUUAAUAGCGUUAAUGCCGAUCUAGCAGCAUGUGCAAGAUUAAAGGAUAAAUAGUCUCAGUUAUAGCUAGGUCAUUAUGAUCAUUUUCAGUGUGUGUGUACUGUAUGUUUCAUCAUUUACCCCAAUCAGUGUCCUGCCUUUGAAGUCAGGCUGCUAAAAAUGAGCAGUGAAACAACAACAAUUAUCAAGAUUACCUCCAUCCGUGGCACAUUUAGGCUGCACUUUUAUCUGCACUACAGAUGGAAGAGGAAAAUCAGAACAGGUCUCUAAAUGAAGUGAGCCAGGGGAUGAAGGUUUGUCCGAAGGAAAGCGAUGCUAUAUUUAAUGGCCUCUCCUGCAGAGAGAGGGAAUCUGACAGGUCAGAGAAUCCUGCAGGCUAAUAAUCGUGCAUUACAGUACAGUGCGGUCUGUACGCGCACCUAGCUUUCAGCUGUUUUAAGCGUGCUAAAAAUAAAACCUCAUGGAAAGAAGGACACAUACACUGUCUCAUUAUGUCCUCCUCAUCAGUGUUGAUGCCUCUGCGCUGUGAUGUGAAGUGUAGCUUCUAGACAGGCGGCGUUUGACGGUGGGUCAGGAACGAGGUUCAAAGUGAAUAUCUGUCACCGGUGACAGGGUGAAGUAAACAGAACAGUAACGACGGCACUGGUGGCGUGCAGCAGUGAGACACAAUUCUGUUCAAACGCUGUGAUGUAGACACAGAGAGCAGUAUUAGGACAGUGUGCUGUUUUUAUAAUUCUUUUCUAGAAGUUCCAGAUUAGAGCUCAGAGCAGUAAAUGGGAGUCUUAACUGAGUAUGAACAUCCUCUCCUUUUUCAUUUCUAUCUCUCUGUAGUUUUAUCACUCGUAUCCCUUUUCUUUUUUCCUUGCCGUCAUUCUCUUCCUUGCUUGCUCUCUCUCAGGGUGAACAGGUGCUAGUGGACAGGCGGGGAGACAGAGAGAGAGUAAUUGAGGCUGAGUCUGACCUUGACGAGGAAGGUCGAGGCAGCAGCAGGCGAAUGCACCGUCAGCGCUUUGCAUAUUCUAAAUCGGAUGACACAAUAUCUGUAAUAGUGCGAAACCCACGGGGAAUCAGAGAUGAGCUUCUCUGCCCAUCCCCUCGCUUCCUAACUCUCUUUCUCCAUUCUCUCAAUCCAUCCAUCCACCCAAUGCAUCCAGGAUCUCUCUCUUAACACUCGACUUUCAUUGUCCUCAAAUCAGUGUGGUUCAAGUCUGCGAGUGCAGCAACAGAGACAGCAUGUAGACUCUUUUCCUGCUCCCAGCUUCUCAGCUCAGUUCAUUACCCACCAAUGCAUCAUGUCUGUGAAUGAGUCAUUAUGUUUCAUCUUUCGCUCAUUUGUCUUUUUCUCUUUUUUUCUUGCAUACCAGCUUUCAAACCAUAAGCCUAAGAUUAAAAGCAAUGAUAAAACCCACUGAAUAAAGAAUUGUUUUAUUAUGCAAAGCCCUUAGUAACACGAAUAAUCGCCUUUACAAGGACAUUUGAAGAUUUAUGACUAGCUUUACCUCGCUAUUUUACUUUGCAAUCAAAUUAUAAACCAUUUUUAAUGUAUGUCAAGCAAUGUCAGUAUGACGAUGGGGAAUCCGGUCGACAUGUUGUCCAAAGGUCACAGUUAGCUAUUAAGAACUAUCACCAGAGGACUACCAACAGAAUUUCAUGAAAAACAUUGUUCCUCUUUUUGAUGAACUUGUAAAUAUGUUUGUAAAUAUGUCACAGCAAUAAUACGAAAGUGCAUGUGAAAAAAUAUCUGAUCAUUUUGCUUUUACUCUUUUCUUAGAAUUUCUUUUUGCUUUGUAUAAACUGGUACCAGUAAAAGCCUGGACAGAAAACACAAAAUCAGGGACAUGCCUUCUUUAGCUAAUUAUCUGCUGUCGGCUGCGUUGACCAGUUGUUGUCAACAUGGGAUCAUUCUCUGUAUUAGGAGAUCUGUUGAUGUUCUCUCUCUUUUUGUUUUUUUUCCUUCUGUCUUUUGUCUAAGUGCCCAGCUUGGCUGCGCAGUAAUGAAAAGUGCCAAAAAAUAAAAGUAUAAUUUCCAUAACAAAAGCCUUCGACUUAUGGCGGCCUUCUCACAAGCCUCCAUAUGGUCCUCAAGCGACAGAAUUUAGAUUUUCACUCUUCUUUCUUACUCUCCCCACACUCUCUUACUCUCUUCUUUUUUUAAAACAUGGGGAAAAAUGUUAAGCCAUGACUGAGAAUGAAUGGUUUGGAUUUUUUUCUUAUUUUCCUUUGUACCACUGUUAUUAGAAGUGGGGAUAAUACUGGUGAUGACGAUGAUGAUAAUGACAAUAAUAAAACCAAUA
This is a messenger RNA of Tachysurus fulvidraco (yellow catfish), 6522 nucleotides long. RefSeq names its product scratch family zinc finger 2 (gene scrt2). NCBI's taxonomy places the organism in Eukaryota, Metazoa, Chordata, Actinopteri, Siluriformes, Bagridae. Gene Ontology annotation, molecular function: DNA-binding transcription factor activity, RNA polymerase II-specific; RNA polymerase II cis-regulatory region sequence-specific DNA binding. The transcript is spliced from 2 exons. The record is from RefSeq and is a predicted model, not a curated record. Gene Ontology annotation, biological process: regulation of DNA-templated transcription. The coding region runs from base 451 to 1389 and encodes 312 amino acids.